AUGGAAGAGAUACAGAUUCCAGAACGCAUGUUUGCCACUUGUGAAGAACCGGCUGGAGAGAGAGUGAACACCUACCACAAACCCAAGAGAAUUGAUUCCAUAAUUGAAGCCUUGGAACCUGAUGAAGUCGAGUUUAUGCGGAAUACAACCUUUGGGAAGAUCAUAUCGCAGGCAGAAAACCCUUCGUUUUCAGGUACCUUUGGUCAGUUCGUCAUUGUGCGUAUGCUCAAGGUGAAGAAAAAAUACGAGAUCUGGUUCUUGUUCGCUGGUAAACCUAUCAGGAUGUCUCUUCAAGAGUUUGCGCAUGUAACUGGGCUUAAUUGCAACAAGAUUAUCAAAAAGAACAUCAAAAGGAAGAAGAAUCCUAUCACGGAGAAGCUAUAUUGGGGUGAACUCUUUGGGUCUCUCAAGUUCUGUCCAGUUGAUGCGGCGAUUGAAAUGCUGAAAAGAAGAAGUGAGUUUCUUGCUUACCCCUGGGGGAGAGUAACAUUUGAGAUGCUGGCGGAACCUGCUGUUGUGAUUGAGUCUGACAGUGAAUCUGACUCGGGAUGUAACGACAUUGAAGUUGAAUUAGAAGAGGAUACAGAGGCCCCCGCGCCACAGCCCAAGACGGUCCGAUACUAUGUCAACCCAACUCACGUCAGAGACCUAGAUGAGGAGACAAAGACGGAGGUCAUAUCCAUGAUUGAGGACACUACACACUCACGUAAUCAGUUGGAGUGGGAUGACGAGAUCGACGAUGAGACUGUCGAUAACCUUGUCCGCCUAAUUCAAAAUGGCAAAGUAGUUUUCAAUAAGGCAAUGUUUGUUGGGGGCUUAACCGGCGUCGAUCUUUCUCGUAUGAGGGCUGAAAAGAAACAAAAAGAAAAAGAGGGUAAAGAUAAAAAGGAACCAGAGAGUCAACCCGAUGUUCUCGCUACGGAUGCAGUUGACAUUGGUUCUUCCAGCCGCAUUGCAAACCUUGUUGCAGGCUUAAUUAACAAGAAGAUUGCGGAUGCUUUAUCAAUUAAAGAUGCAAAAAUCGAGCAGAGUCUUGCCAAAGUUAUUAUAGCUCAACGUGAGAAGAUGGAGGGUGAAGUGAUUUGGAGCAUCAUUGGUUUUCUUGGAAAACAAAUGCCUACCUCAGUGCGCGAGGAAGACACUAGUGGGAGAGGACAGAGCGGUGGAGAAAAUGUUGACGCUGCCAAUUCUGCUGGACCGGUGCUAUCACCUGAGGAUCAUGGAAAUCAAUUAGGUGUGGCGGGGUCGCCAUUAACAAGGAAAGAGCCAUUGCCACACGCUGAGUACAACGAUAGCCAAUCACAAGCGGACGAGGUAAUUAACAAGGUGAUCAAUGAUGUUCAAGAGUUCGCAAACCCAUAUGAUUUAACGGCAACAGAGAAUAGUCACACCUCCCUUUGGGCGCAGCUACAGUUCACGAAAGCGUGGAACAUGUUGUUUUUACGGAAGUGGAAGGAUUUAAAGGCACCCCCAUAGUAUCUGACGAGCACACAUCCCACAUUUCUCAACUGCCUACAGUCGAUGAAGAAGAGGCACUAGCUGACACUGAGGAGAAUGUUGGAGGCAUUGACCAAUCGGUGCCCGAUAUACCGGCGCUGGUAACAAAUGAUGAAAUUGGCGAGACUCGGAGGAGCAAAAGAACCAGGAUGCUACCACCCAUUUUCAAUCUCUAUCAGUGUGAUGCCAAGAUAAAAGCAUUCAGGGUUGAGGAAAACAUGUCGAUAAACGACCGAAACGUUGAUGAAAUAUACUUAUCUAUGAGGGAAAGAGUUGCGGAUAACCAGUGUUUCACGCUUGCCAAUGGGAUGUCAUUAACAAUAGAAGAACUAGAUGUAAUUGUUAACAGGAACGUGUAGCUCCCAGCAAAGGUCAUGGAUGUGCUAACAUACUACAUUGCACAAGACCGUUCCAGAAAGGGAACACACUCAUCCAAACCCAAGGUUGCGGUCUAUGAUACCAGCUUCCCCGUAUCUAUCAUCAGUCAACAUGCCAGGCUUACCAAAACCGCCGUUAAAGACCGUUGCAGGAUUAAGUACGAUGACGCUACUCUCCAGUACUUCAAAGCAGGCCCGGAUCCGGACGAUACAUAUGACCGCAUCUACUUUCCAUUCUGCAUCGACAAACAACACUGGAUGGGAGUAUGUAUUGACAUUCCCUCAUCUUCUGUCCAGAUACUUGACUGCAACUCUAUCUUGAGCACCGACAACCAGAUCAAGAAGGACAUCAACCCAAUCACCGUAGUCAUUCCUCAUAUCAUCCACUCUGUCAGAGGCGCCCCUUACCACAAUGCUACCAAGCCUUUUGGUUUCUUCAGGGCCAAGGGCAUCCCACAGCACCCCAAUCAACCGGAAUCUGGAGUUGUUACGGUCCUGGUCAUUCAGGGCCAUGCUGCAAAUGAUAUCGAGGGAUGCGCGGAAGUUACUCCAUUUUCUCUUCCACCCGCAGCUACGCACCUGGCUGUGCUUGUACUCCGUGACAUAGCCCCAGUUUGAAGCGUUGUGGGGAGUUCAUUAUCCCCUAACGUAGAUCUAUCUUUGUAGUUUUAUGCUUUUAUAAAACUCUUUAAUCUGACCCCUUUGCAUUUUGAAUCAAGUUUGCUUGUUCCAUUUACGUGUACGCAACCUUU
Messenger RNA from Brassica oleracea var. oleracea, 2626 nucleotides. RefSeq lists its product as uncharacterized. The transcript is spliced from 8 exons. The record is from RefSeq and is a predicted model, not a curated record. The coding region runs from base 1 to 1476 and encodes 491 amino acids. Lineage: Eukaryota; Viridiplantae; Streptophyta; Magnoliopsida; Brassicales; Brassicaceae.